Capsicum annuum is the source of this 1948-nucleotide messenger RNA. RefSeq names its product receptor-like protein kinase THESEUS 1. The record is from RefSeq and is a predicted model, not a curated record. Gene Ontology annotation, molecular function: protein kinase activity. Lineage: Eukaryota; Viridiplantae; Streptophyta; Magnoliopsida; Solanales; Solanaceae. The annotation marks the transcript as partial. The transcript has a single exon.
AAAAAUAAUAAAAAUAAAACAAACAAAUUAAAACGGAAAAUACACCCUCACUCACCCAACAGACCCAAAAGUUCUAAAUUCUUGGAAAACACAAUAAAACCCCACCUUCAAACUCACACUUUUAUUCACCUUUUUCCUAAAUUUUACUCAUUUUACUCUUUCAUGCAAAUCUGGUAUGUCCUUUUUUUUUUUUUUGCAUUUCAGCUGAAUUUCACAAGAAAUGUGUCUAUUUCAUAUUUUUUUGUUUUUGUUUUCAGUUUUGUAAUGUUAUAUGUUUGAACAAAGAUGGUUUCUUAGAUAGGGCUGUUGUUGUUUUGUGCUAGAAUUGUGUGUAUUCUUGAUUUUUGAUUAUUGGGGGUUUUGCUUCUUUACCCCAAUAGGCUUAGGCACCAAACUGUCCUUUUAACACUGUUUAAAUGGUUUCUUUAAAAGGACUGUUCUUGUUUUCUGCUAGCAUUGUGUGUUUCCUCAGUUGUAUCUUUGAAUAAAGAUGGUUUCUUUGUUCUUGUUUUUUUGCUAGCAUUGUGUGUUUUCUCAGUUUUUCGUCAUUGGGUUUUGCUUCUUUACCUUUUUUUUUUUUGUACUAUUUGAUCUGAGGGUCUUUUGGAAACAACCUCUAUCUCUACCUCCACGAGGUAGUGGUAAGGUCUGUGUACCAUCUACCUUCUCUAGACCUUACUUGUGGGAUUUCAUUGGGUAUGUUGUUGUUGGGUUUUGCUUCUUUACCUUUUCUUUGUACCUGGAUUUGUUGCAUUUGAGUCGAGGGUCUUUCCGAAACAGACUCUCUUUCUCUACCUCCACGAGGUAGUGGUAAGGUCUGCGUACGGUCUACCCUCUACCCUCUGUAGACCUCACUUGUGGGAUUUCACUGGGUAUGGUGUUGUUGGGUUUUGCUUCUUUUACCCUAAUAGACUGUUUUCUCCAGUUGUAUCUUUAAAUAAAAAUGGUUUCUCUAAAAGGGUUGUUCUUGUUUUCUGCUAGCAUUGUGUGUUUUCUCAGUUUUUUGUCAUUUGGUUUUGCUUCUUUUACCCCAAUAGACUGUUUCUUGAUUAGCUGUGGGAGUAGUAAAUCUAUACAAGUCGAAGAUGGAAGAGUUUUCGAACCUGAUUUUGGUGAUUCUGAUGUGGGAUUGUCGACGAAUUCACUUAUCUCUGUCUCAAAUAAUGAAAAUGGUUUGUUGUCUGAACUUCAUAACUCUGCUAGAGUGUUCACUAAAAGUUCUGUGUACACUAUUAGUACGAAGCAAAUUGGUCGACAUUGGUUAAGGUUGCAUUUUUACGCUGUUAAGAAUAACCAGCACAACCUAAAAUCAGCUGUUUUUUCUGUUCUGGCAAAUGGGAUUACAUUGCUUCGUGAUUUCUCGUUUUCAAGAUUGGGAAAAAAGGAACCUUUGUUGAAGGAAUAUGUAGUCGAAAUAGGUGGAUCGAGUAGUUCGGGUAAUUUAGUACUUACAUUGUCUCCGGCUAGUGGCUCGGUUGCAUUUAUCAAUGGGAUAGAAGUGGUUUCUAUGCCUGAGGGUCAGUUUGAUUUCAGCGUUGUCCCGAUUCCUAUGGGGCCUGGUUUUGUUAUCCCGUCAUCGGUUGCUUUAGAGACGGUAUAUAGAGUGAAUAUGGGAGGUCCAAAGUUGACACCAAGAAAUGAUACUUUGUGGAGGAUGUGGAAUUCAGAUCAUUUGUUUCUUGUUAACCCUGGUAGUGCUCGGAACGUGACCAAGGAUCCAAAAUCAGUCAAGUAUCCUGCGGGAGAGUCGGUUGAUAUUGCACCGAAUUGGGUUUAUGCCACUGCUCAAGAAAUGGCCGAUGCCAGAGUAGUGGAUCAGAAGUUUAACAUUACAUGGGCAUUUCAAGUUGCGCGUGGGUUCACUUACUUCAUAAGGAUGCAUUUCUGUGACAUUGUUAGUGCUUCGCUUAACAAUUUGAUCUUUGAUGUGUACAUCAACAACCAGACC